AUGGUGGGAGGUGCAGACAACCUACCUUCUGAAAGCAGUAUAACCAAUGAUUCAGACGAUUUUGAAGAUUCUAUGGAUUUCGCAGAUUUUCCUGCAAGAAAUGAUGAUGACGCUCAUUUCAUUCAGAACUUCUCUGCCUCAGGUCAGCCAUCCUCCAAAGAUCACAAAGGAUUUAUCCACCAAGAAGCUUGGGAGGAGGAAUACACUCCCCAAAACAAUGCAGAACUUCCCCAUCCGUAUGCGGAAGGAUACGUUGAAAGGUCGAAAUCCCAAGAGGCUGAAGAACUCUUCUAUCAAACUGAUGACGGACUUGUGUUUUCAUCCACAAAGCCAGAAAGAAAAUACCAAAAUUUCGAUAACAGCUACCAGGAAAUCCCUGAUUACAUCCAUGAAGCGUCGGGCUAUACUCCUGAGAUCCUCAGCGACUAUGCAGGACUCAUGGAGAACCCUGGUAUGUAUCCCAGAGCAAUCCAUGGAGAAAAGGAUGCUGAAGAAGUUUAUUCUACAAGGUUUUCGUACCUCGAUGCGAAAAAUCCGUAUCCAGCUUGGAUAUCAGAAAACAUGAUUCCUUUGACCAAAGAGGAAAUCCUUACCAUAUUUGAAGAGCUCCAAGGAAAGUUUGGUUUCCAAAAAGACUCAAUGUCAAAUAUGUACGAUUUUCUUAUGGUUUUACUUGAUUCGAGAGCUUCUCGAAUGGAUGGAACAAAUGCAUUGCGAUCGCUGCACGCAGAUUAUAUCGGUGGUAGAAACGCUAAUUACAGAAAAUGGUACUUCUCUUCCAAUAUGGAUAUUGACGACUCUGUGGGCUUCCAAAAUUGCAAAUUCACAAAGGCCGGUCCAAAGUUGGUGCGCGAUAAGUCUAGCAAAAAGAAUAAAUCCAAGAAAGAAGAGUCUGACGUAGAUGAAGAGCCAAAAAUUGAACCAAUGAAUUAUUCAAUGGAGAAAUGGGAUACUGUUAUGAAAAACCUGACUCCAGAAGCCCAAAUUCGUCAGGUUGCCCUCUACCUUUUAUGUUGGGGAGAGGCCAACAAUAUCCGUUUCUGCCCAGAAUGCUUGUGUUUUCUAUUUAAAUUGGCAAACGAUUACAUGCAAUCAGAUGAAUACCGCAUUGACAAACCUCCGGUCCAUGAAUUUUACUACCUAGAAAACGUGGUGACACCUCUCUAUAACUUCAUCAGAAACCAACAAUUUGAAGAGUUCGAGGGCAAAUUAGUUCGUAGGGAACGUGAUCAUGCUGAAACUAUCGGUUACGAUGACAUGAAUCAGCUAUUUUGGUACCCACAGGGAAUUAAUAGAAUUGUGCUGAUGGACGGUACCCCGGUCUUCUCUCUGCCAAAAUGGGAAAGGUUUCAUAAACUCAACGAAGUGGACUGGAACAAGGCAUUUUACAAAACCUUUUACGAAAGCCGUUCCUGGUCACAUUCAUUGACGAAUUUUAACAGAAUAUGGGUCAUACAUUUCACUACUUAUUGGUACUACACAGUCUUCAACUCUCCUACCAUCAUUGAGAAAAAUUUUCGUCAGUCCAUUGGACCGAAGCCAAUUCAAUCAUGUCAAUGGUCUUCUGUAGCUCUUGGAGGAGCUGUUGCUACUCUUUUGAUGAUUUUUGCUACUAUUUUUGAAUGGGCCCAUGUUCCUCGAAGGUUUCCCGGAUCAAGUCCGCUUUUUCAACGUUUCUUUUUUCUCUGUGUUAUUUUAGUGUUAAACAUUGCUCCUGCUGUUUUCAUAUUUUGGUUUUCCGAUGAAGAACAGCAACGCUCAGGAGGUAGAUUGACAGUAGCGAUCGUCCAUUUUAUCUUUUCCCUUCUAUGCUUUCUUUACUUUGCAAUUGUCCCUCUAAAUGGCCUGUUCAAGUGGAAAAUGAAUUCGUUUUCACGAAGGUAUCUCGCAAAUCGAUAUUUUACCUCGGAUUUUGCUCGUCUACAGAUCAACGAUAUGUGUGUUUCAUGGGGUUUAUGGGCUCUUGUUUUUGCCGCAAAGUUUGCAGAAUCCUAUUUUUUCCUGACUUUGUCUUUUCGAGAUCCCAUUCUUGUUUUGAGUACCAUGAAACCGUACUUUUGCGAGAUUAAGUGGGCGGGAUCUUACUUAUGUGUCUUACAACCGAAGAUCAUUUUGAGUGUUAUGUAUGUAACAGAUCUUGUUCUUUUUUUCCUUGAUACCUACCUUUGGUAUAUUUUAGUCAAUACUGUGUUUUCCGUCACCCGCUCUUUUUUCUUAGGUAUUUCAAUUUGGACCCCAUGGAGAAAUAUAUUUGCUCGCAUGCCAAAAAGAAUUUACAGUAAAAUUCUUUCCACCCCGGAGGCGGAUUCCGUGUACAAACCGAAAGUGCUAAUAUCUCAAAUCUGGAACUCAGUAAUAAUAUCCUUGUACCGAGAGCAUCUUCUAGCGGUCGAGCAUGUUCAACGUCUGAUCUAUCAUCAAGUCAAUUCUCUGGAGGGAGAUGGAACUAAAACGUUAAAGACCCCUACAUUUUUUGUCUCUCAGGAAGAUUCUUCUUUUAAAACAGAGUAUUUCCCGGCACAUUCAGAGGCUGAAAGACGACUCUCUUUCUUCGCUCAGUCGCUUGCUACUCCAAUUCCUGAACCUAUACCGGUGGAUACUAUGCCUACGUUUACAGUUUUAGUUCCUCAUUACGGAGAAAAAAUCCUUCUUUCUCUUAAAGAGAUUAUAAGAGAACAAGAUAAGCUUUCAAGAGUCACUCUGCUUGAAUAUUUAAAACAAUUGCAUUCUCAUGAAUGGAAGUGUUUUGUCCGUGAUACUAAGAUUCUUGCUGAAGAGGAUGCUUUAACCCAGCAAGACUUUGGCGAGGACGAUGUAAAUGGAAAAGCGAAUGUUUUGAAAGGUAAAUUUGAUGACUUACCAUUCUAUUGCAUUGGAUUCAAAAAUGCUACUCCUGAAUAUACUCUUCGUACUAGGAUUUGGGCCUCGUUGAGAAGUCAAACUUUGUACAGAACAGUCAGUGGAUUUAUGAAUUAUUCUCGCGCGAUUAAACUUCUUUAUAGGGUGGAAAAUCCUGAUGUGUCUCAGCUUUUCGCUGGACAAAUGGAAGCUUUGGAAUAUGAGUUAGACCGAAUGGCGUCCCGCAAGUUCAAAAUGUGUGUCUCUAUGCAAAGGUAUGCAAAGUUUACUUCUGAGGAAGUAGAAAACACAGAAUUUAUCCUUAGAGCUUAUCCUGACUUAUUAAUCGCAUAUUUGGACGAGGAUCCUCUGGAGGAGGGUGAAACUUCUCCUAAAUUGUAUGCGGCACUUAUCGAUGGCUAUUCGGAUAUCAACGAAAACAUGAAAAGAAUACCAAAGUAUAGAAUUAGACUAUCAGGAAACCCUAUUAUGGGUGAUGGAAAGUCAGACAACCAAAACAUGGCACUUCCUUUUUAUCGAGGAGAAUAUAUACAGCUUAUAGAUGCUAAUCAAGAUAACUAUUUAGAGGAAUGCUUGAAGAUUCGAAGUAUUUUGGCUGAGUUUGAAGCCUUUAACUCACCUAAUAAUGACCCUUACGAAGAAACCCAAGAGCCUUAUCAAAACAACCCUGUGGCUAUUAUGGGCGCCAGAGAGUAUAUCUUUUCAGAAAAUAUUGGAAUAUUGGGUGAUGUUGCAGCUGGUAAAGAACAAACAUUUGGCACUUUAUUUGCUCGCACCAUGGCUCAAAUUGGUGGUAAAUUGCACUACGGUCAUCCGGAUUUUUUAAAUGCCAUUUAUAUGACCACUCGUGGAGGUGUUUCAAAAGCUCAAAAAGGCCUUCAUGUUAAUGAGGAUAUCUACGCAGGAAUGACAGCCUUACAACGCGGUGGCCGCAUUAAACAUUGUGAAUACUAUCAAUGUGGUAAAGGUCGUGAUUUAGGAUUUGGAUCUAUUUUGAAUUUUACUACAAAGAUCGGAACUGGUAUGGGUGAACAGAUGAUUUCACGGGAGUACUAUUACUUGGGAAGUCAGCUUCCUUUCGACCGUUUCCUUUCAUUUUACUAUGCUCAUCCAGGUUUCCAUAUUAACAAUAUUUUCAUUAUGCUCUCCGUCCAAUUGUUCAUGGUCGUUUUGGUCAACAUGGGAGGAAUAUAUCAUGUUGUUACUGUUUGCAAUUACGAUCAUAAUCAAAAGUUAACUGUGAAAAUGAGACCAGAUGGCUGCUAUCAGUUGGAUCCUGUUAUGAAUUGGCUUAAGCGGUGUAUCAUUUCAAUCUUCAUCGUGUUCUUUAUCUCGUUUGUUCCGUUGACUGUCCAGGAAUUGACGGAAAGAGGUGCAUGGCGAGCAAUGACUCGAUUAGGUAAACAUUUUGCUAGUUUUUCACCAUUAUUUGAAGUAUUUACUUGCCAGACCUAUGCCUACUCCGUGAUAGCUAAUAUUUCGUUUGGAGGUGCUCGCUAUAUCGGUACGGGAAGAGGUUUCGCUACAGCAAGACAAUCCUUCGCGUUGCUAUUUUCAAGAUUCGCAGCUCCUUCAAUUUAUUUGGGAUCUCGUACAUUGUUUAUGCUUUUAUUCGGAACACUGAGUGCCUGGAUACCUCAUUUAGUUUACUUUUGGAUAUCAACUGUUGCUAUGUGCAUUAGUCCCUUUUUGUUCAACCCUCAUCAAUUUGCGUGGAAUGAUUUCUUCGUUGAUUAUCGUGAGUUUGUGAGAUGGAUGUCUCGAGGUAACUCUCGUUCUCACAUGAAUUCCUGGAUUGGCUAUUGCCGGUUGACAAGGACUCGUAUUACGGGUUAUAAGAGAAGGGUCAUAGGAGCACCUCCUAGUAAGACAUUAUUGGAUACGCCUAGAGCCCGUAUUGGUAAUUUGUUUUUUAGCGAGCUGUUUAUUCCUUUCCUUCUCGUCCUGGCAACAACUAUACCUUAUUUGUUUAUUAAUUCACAACCGGGCAAUCCAAAUCCAGAAAAAGCAACGAAUCCCCUUUUGCGAUUUGUUAUUCUAGCGUUUUUGCCGAUAGCCGUAGCAGCAGGUAUUUCGCUUUGUUUCGCUGGAAUGGCAUGCUUAAUGGGGCCUUUGUUGGGUUUGUGCUGUAAGAAGUUUGGAGCUGUGCUGGCGGCGAUUGCGCAUGCUGUUACGAUUUUCAUGUUUAUACUUAUUUUUGAGGUAUCAUGGUAUUUGGAAUCCUGGAGCUUACCGAAAACGGUGCUUUGUAUGUUGUGUAUAAUAUCAUUACAGAGAUUCUUUUUUAAUUUUCUACAAAUUGUUUUUCUUACUCGAGAAUUGAAGCAUGAUGGUGCGAACUUGGCAUGGUGGACCGGCAAAUGGUAUUCGAGAGGAUUAGGAUUUCAUGCGUUGUCACAACCAUCUCGGGAAUUUGUAUGCAAGUUUGUUGAGUUGAAUAUGUUUGCUGCAGAUUUCUUUUUAGCACAUUUGAUAUUAUAUUUGAUGUUACCUAUAUUAUUAAUACCGUUUAUUGACAAAUGGCAUUCUAUGAUGUUGUUUUGGCUUCGACCUGGCAAACAGAUCCGUCCGCCAAUUUACUCAAUGAGACAGAGACGAUUGCGAAAGCAAAUUGUUCAAAGAUAUGCGUUUUUAUUUUUUUCUAUGUUAAUUGUAUUUCUUGCAUUAAUCAUUGUGCCGUUAACAGUUGGAAAAGGUUUGUUGUCAGAUUUUAAUUUGGAUAUCUUGGACACCUAUGGUCUUAUUCAACCAGUCGAUCGAAACUGGACCGAAAAUGGUACCGAUAUGAAGACAGUUGACGAAUGAGGUAAAAUAAAAGAGAUCGAAAAAAAAAGCACGAGUUCUAUUGCUUAUGCCUAAUAAUUGAAGAACCCAAGUAUUUGAAACUUAAGAAGAUCCUAUGUAGAUGAAAUGUUUUUUAUUUCAUCAGUCAGUUUAUAUAAUUACUGAAAGAGUUUGUUGUUUCGAGACUAAAUCACUUAUUUUAUUAGAUGAAUAAAUAAAACAGUUAUCAAACAUGCCUAUGAAUGAACUAAGAGGAGAAUUACAGCUAAGUUUCCACCACGCUGAUGGCCACAAGAUGAUACUAUAGAAAUAACACAAGAAACUAGUAAGGAGGCAAGCACGACCGUAAAACGAGCCACCAAAAGAAAGCACCACGUUUUUUGCUUUUGUUUACACUCUCAGGGAACAUUUCUGUUGUUACCUUUAUCGGGAAAUGGUUGUUCCUCAUGACGAAUCCUGUUACUGAUAAGAUAUUAAGAUGAAACGCAGCUCUUUAACUGAAAAGGUAAACAUUUUGAAAGCAGUUUGUUCGUGGUAAGCAAAACGAUUCAUUUGAGAGACGUGUCUUUUCUUUUACUGAUCGUGAAGGAUGAAUGAUGACAAGAAAGCAAUCGAAACAGGUAAUCGUCGGCUAAAGCAAGCUUGGUUUCCAUAGGAAUCAUUGGAUAAGCUUUCGUAUAGCGUAUUGGAGGAAAAAAAGGAUCAUGCCUAACGAAGCCAGCCCAGCCCGCAUCUGCAGAAAAGGUCAUUCUUUCUCAUUGUUGGUUGCACUGACAAAUGACCUUUGCCUUUGACUUCGCUUUGUAAUUCAUAUAUGAGAGGUCUCUUAUUGGCCGAUGCCAUAUGUUGUAGGAUAAAGUAAACAGAGGAAAAAAAUGGUCUUUAUAA
Messenger RNA from Schizosaccharomyces cryophilus OY26, 6531 nucleotides. Its product is annotated as 1,3-beta-glucan synthase subunit Bgs2. Lineage: Eukaryota; Fungi; Ascomycota; Schizosaccharomycetes; Schizosaccharomycetales; Schizosaccharomycetaceae. Gene Ontology annotation, cellular component: 1,3-beta-D-glucan synthase complex; plasma membrane. Gene Ontology annotation, molecular function: 1,3-beta-D-glucan synthase activity. Bases 1 to 5664 code for a protein of 1887 amino acids. Gene Ontology annotation, biological process: (1->3)-beta-D-glucan biosynthetic process; fungal-type cell wall polysaccharide biosynthetic process. The record is from RefSeq and is a predicted model, not a curated record. The transcript has a single exon.